Acanthopagrus latus (yellowfin seabream) is the source of this 7687-nucleotide messenger RNA. It is a transcript of the gene pank1a, whose product is annotated as pantothenate kinase 1a. Lineage: Eukaryota; Metazoa; Chordata; Actinopteri; Spariformes; Sparidae. Gene Ontology annotation, cellular component: cytosol; nucleus. Gene Ontology annotation, molecular function: pantothenate kinase activity; ATP binding. The transcript has 8 exons. Gene Ontology annotation, biological process: coenzyme A biosynthetic process. The coding region runs from base 647 to 2023 and encodes 458 amino acids. The record is from RefSeq and is a predicted model, not a curated record.
GUGGAGGACUGCGGGGAAUCAGGAUGACAGCGAGCAGCCACUUUCGUAAUUAAAGCACCCACAGCUGCACGGACUGGCUCUGUGCGCGUCGGUUUACACGCUAAUAAUCCAAACCUCUGUGUGCUAGUGUCGAACCACAGUGUCAUUUUUGCUGCAGAGGGAGAGAGAGAGAGAGAGAGAGAGAGAGAGAGAGAGAGAAACCGGUCGGAGGAGGUGAACGGGUUCGGGCCUCUGCUGAAGAGCUGCUGGUGUGACGUAGCCGUCCACCAACACACACAUACUUACACCGGCUGCUGCUGCGCCUGCCAGAAUCUCAAUGUGGGGAAAUGACCGCGAGUGACCUCAAAGGAAACACUGUAUUUUAGCGACUGUUCGUAUUUCCAUUUUAUAUUGCACUAAAUUACAAUUUCACGUCCAAUUCGAGCUUGGUAUUUUGAGGUGGAGCACGUUAAAUUGCGAAGGAGGGUAACGUCUAGCGUCUCACUAGAUUGCGAGCAGCAGGAGCUAACUAACAUUAGCUAGCUAAGCUAAAGGUAGCCGGGGUUUCUCGUAGCUAGCCAGCUAGCUAACAGCCGGGCUUUUACAUUCGCUCUCGCGGCAGAUGCUAAGCUAAGCUCGGCUAGGCUAGGCUAGGAUAGCUGCUGCCAUGGAUAAAGCCAAGUCAAUGAUGGACAAGAAAGGAGCGUCGGGACCCUUUCAUGUCAACAACGGCCAGAGCCAGAGGGGAUUUCAUAGUCACGUCGCUGUGGCCGCGAACGGCAGCUGCUGCAGCGGCAGUGCAUUCGGGUCGAGCAGCGGUGGACCCAACAGCAGCACCUUUGAGAACAUGCAUCAUCUGCACCGCGGGGAAGAUGCGGAGUGCAACGGGUCCCCCGCAAAGAGGUGCAGGCUACGGAGGAGGACGGAGUCGGUGAGACGGAGCAGACCCCCCUUCCCCUGGUUUGGAAUGGACAUCGGUGGCACCUUGGUGAAGUUGGUGUACUUUGAGCCAGUCGACAUAACUGCAGAGGAAGAACAGGAGGAAGUAGAAAACCUCAAAUCCAUCCGCCGAUACCUCACCUCUAACGUGGCCUACGGUAAAACAGGUGUCCGUGACGUCCACCUGGAGCUGAGGAACCUGACAAUGUGCGGCAGGACGGGGAACCUGCACUUCAUCCGCUUCCCAACACAGGCCAUGCCUCGCUUCAUUCAGAUGGGCCACGACAAGAACUUCUCCAGCCUCCACACUACUCUCUGUGCUACCGGAGGCGGCGCCUACAAGUUCGAGAAUGACUUCAGAACGAUGGCCGACCUGGAGCUGCUGAAGCUCGACGAGCUGGACUGCCUGAUUCAUGGCCUGCUGUACGUCGACCGGGUGGGCUUCAAUGGACACCCAGAGUGCUACUACUUCCAGAACCCCUCAGACACACAGAGCUGCGUGAAGAAGCCCUGCACCUUGGAAGACCCCUUCCCCAUGCUGCUGGUCAACAUCGGCUCCGGGGUCUCCAUACUGGCUGUGUACUCGGAGAACAACUACAAACGGGUGACUGGGACCAGUCUGGGAGGUGGUACCUUCCUGGGCCUAUGCUGUCUGCUGACGGGCUGCGAGACAUUUGAGGAGGCAUUGGAAAUGGCCAGCAAGGGCGACUCUACCAACGUGGACAAACUGGUGAAAGAUAUCUAUGGAGGAGACUACGAGCGCUUUGGCCUACAGGGUUCAGCUGUGGCAUCCAGUUUUGGUCACAUGAUGAGCAAAGAGAAGCGCGACAGCAUCAGUAAGGAAGACCUGGCCAGAGCCACACUCGUCACCAUCACUAACAACAUAGGAUCCAUAGCACGGAUGUGUGCCGUCAAUGAGAAAAUCGAGCGCGUGGUGUUUGUUGGGAACUUCCUUCGUAUCAACACAGUGUCCACAAAGCUGCUAGCCUAUGCCAUGGACUUCUGGUCUAAAGGACAACUCAGAGCGCUCUUCCUGGAACAUGAGGGUUAUUUCGGGGCUGUCGGUGCGCUGAUGGAGCUGCUCAAGACAACAGAAGACCCAUGAAGCAAACCGUGUCGUGACAUCAUCAACCCCUCAACAAGACUGUCAUACACCCCCGAGCGCUGUGAUGUCAUCACCUCUCGAUGCUGUGACGUCAUCAACCCUUUGACGCUGCUGAAAGGUCUCGUUCACAGAGACCACUAAAGGAACACUAAGAGAGAGACGCAUAAACUGAGAAAAGCCAUUUUAAUAAUUUAACUCUUGUAAAUAAUGAUAACCUCUAACAUUCAUCUCCUUAAUCUCCCCAACAGAGCCCCCUAUCAUAGAGGUUUUAAUAUUGUAAACUUUAAUUUAUGGUUUCCUUUAAUCACUGCGGUUGAUUUCUGUAAUCAGUCCUGUGUGGGGAAGCACAGAGUAUUUUAGUGUUUUUUGUUACUGUGUGUGUUUGUGUGAAUAGCUACUGUAGCGUUACGUCCUGGAGGCUGUGCUGCCCGGGUGACUGUUUGCGCAACAGCUCUCUGAGAUGGGACGUCUGCACAGGAAGGAAGUUACUCUUGAAUUAACAGUUUUUACCACCAGGGAUUGAAAGACACUCUGUGACCACAGAGUCAUCUUUAGAUCACGAAUGGUUCCUGCUGUAGCUGAAGCUGUAGACUACACUUAGCAGUCAAACAGCUCCAAACUGCAGUUGGAAAACCAGCAGUGAGUUUCAGAGGUGUUUUGUGCACAACAAGUUGCCCACCAUGCUCCAGUCUUCUAAGGAGUGCACUGAAGCCAAACCCUGUUGAGACUUGUGCCUCCUUCAGCUCAGAUGGGACGCAGAAACACGGUCUUUACUUCUUUCUACUGCUCCACAUGGCCUUUUGCUUUUUGUUUGUCUUUCCUCCGUCUGCCUACAGUACAUGUAAACAAAAAUAACAACACCAUAUUGCCACGCAUGCAGUGAUUAGUGAGUUUAGUGUUAGAUGAUGGGACCAAGAGACUGUCUUCCAACAGAUGGCGCUACAGCUGUAUCUGAUUUCUGUUGACUAGCAACACUACAACUACAGUUCAGUUGGACCUGUGUUUGUAUAUUGUGAAAUACUAUGGGAUGUUUGUUUUUUGUAAUCAUCUUAUGAUUUUCUCCCACCCCUCCCACUUCAACAGGGUGGGAUGCCUGUUUCCUCACCCUCUAGCUCCUCUGCCACCCUGUUGCCUUUUUCAGAUGUUGAGUUCAGGCUCAGAUAACACAGGCUAAGAUUAAAUUAUCUCCAUAUGAAUCCUGGCAUUAAAAAGAAGGACCAAUAUGCUUUCAGGAAGAGUCGCCCCUUUUGUAAAAUGGCAGAAUCAGUUUUGCAGAUUAGACUGAUUUUACUGUCUAAUGGUGCAGUUGUGUUCCGGCUUGGUAUCUGUCCUUGAUAAUUUUAUGACACCAACCAAAUUGUCUCAGUACUAUUUGACUAAUGUCUUGUCAUUUCAUACCAAAUUUCAAUACUGACGGAGUUAAUCUUAUCAGCGGCACAUCUGGUAAUUGCCUGUCACGAGUCAUGCAGGAAAAUGUAUAAAAUAAUCUUUUGUUCGACCAGAUUUCAUAGACGUUGUAUCUGGUAUUGUUUAGAAUCUGGAAUCAAAGUCGAGGCCUCUGUAUGACUUUUUAAUUUUUUUUUUUUUUUUCAAGGCCAACCAGCACCUAUUUAUUGUGCAAGCCCUAAGCGCUGCUGGAUGGUAAACAUAUUAAUCCCCCCUGCUUUGUCAUCUUGUCAUCACAAACCAUGAGAACAUUUUUUUUGGAAAGAUAUCUUAGAGACUGAAUCACAGUGUUUGUCUCCUUAAUAACAACACUUCCACUAAUGUUAAUCACUACUUAUUAAUUAACUAAUUACUUAAGAAAAUGCCAGCUUGAGUUUACCCCAAACUAGCAGUCUGAGAUGUCAAACCACUGUGUUUCAGUAGAUAUUCUUAAAGUUUACAGCUGCAGCUGAAAAAGAGGAAUCUUACCUGAUCUGCAAUUAAAAUAGGGAGUUCGAAUUGUAAAUUUACCUUCACACCUCAUCCUGGCUGUAAAGCUGUAAAGAGCCUUAGAUCAUAGCUGUUCUUGGAAACAUGGACUACAAGUAUCAGUGUGUAGUUUCCUCCCAGCCUGGACCUUUACAGCCUUUCAUUUCUGUUUAAUGUCAAAGCAGCUGAACUGUAAAGCCGAACGGUGUACUCUCCACCGUCCACUGCUUCAUAUAUUAACUACAACUGUCUAAAUGCCUUUAUAUGCUCCUUUGCUUUUUGGAGUAGCUUUUUGUGUAAUUGACCUUCAUCUCUCUUGAAACAGUACCUCCAAAUCAGCGCUAACAACACUUUCGGGUUGCGUUAGUUUCAUGUGUUUCUGAGCCUGAUGUGUUAAAGUGAAACAACAAAGGUUAAAUCCUCUGCUAGUAUGUUGUUUUUGUGAAAAGUCUUAUUGACAAAAUCAAAUGGCCAUCUAAUGUACUCGUGGACUACACUUUGACCCUGACAAACAACAUGUUUGCUCCUGUACAGUCCUGUUCUUCUUCAGUUCAAUUGUGUAAAAGGAUAUUUGGAUAAUAGGCCACAUGGUUAUUAGGAAGUUAUUUAAAGCUGAUGUUAUUAUCCACACGAACAGUUAAAAAGUUUUGCUGUGAGUAUUGAUCAUCAGGUAAGAGAGUAAUCUCUUUUGUACCGAGUGACUUCUCUGUAGCUCACAUACUGAAAGUUAAAAAAAAUAGUUCUUUUCUGCUGAUGAGUGGAAAAGAGAUCAAUCACUAUUGGCUGUAAUAAUCCAGAUGUCAGCACUUGUGCGAGUGUUCAAAGAAAAGCUGUGAUGAAACACUAAUUGACUCGUAGUGUUUUCGGAGUUUCCGGAUAUUGUGUUCUGUUCUGUUGUGUAUUUUUAUUUGCCUUGGUCCAAAUCAUGUUUGGAUAAUGAUGGUGGCCUCGACCUAUCAGCUGUGUGUUAUCUCGUGCCACGCUUUCCUUUUACCCUGAUCGGUUGCCUUGACUGUGGUUACACCAUGUUUGUGACCUUCACUUUCCUGUGUGAUUGAAUUUCUUACCUGCUGAACUGUUAUUGUAAGGUUUGUGGUUUCACUCUCGCUUUCUGUGAUUUGUGAUGGUUUUUUUCUGUCAUUGUACUGUACAAGUACUGAACUUGAAGUUAUCGGGCUGUUUGGCAUUCAGAACUCACCUGCUUGUCCCAAGUGAGCAUUAUCUUCCACUACCACCUCAAUAGAUCUGAUGUCAAAUUAGAUUAUUUGAAAACUCACAAUGUUUGGUUUUAUGGAUCAUUAAAUGUAAGAACUGGAAUACACUUUCCCCAACUUUUCUUUUCAUGAAGUUUCUGGGCAACAGUUUGGUUUGGGAACAUUUUUGAAAGGUGUGUGUCCUUUUAUGAUUGUUACUCACUUUUGUUUUGUUUUUCUUUCUUUUUUUGUGGCCAGUAGUAAAUAACAAUGUGCAUUAAUGUGUUUUACCCAUGUGAUUUGAAAAUACCAUUGUACGGACUUUACUGUUCAUGGUGUGAUUGUUUUUGGUUGGCACAAAAGAACCAGUGUGAUUGUUUGUAGAAAUGGAAAAUCCAGUCUGUCAUCCCCUGUCAGACUGAUGAAGCCUUUUCAAACAUGUUGUGAUUCUCAGCAUUUAUGAAAGUGAUCGAGUUUUAAAACACGUCAUCAAUGUCCUGCAGAACUGAGGUAGAAGGAGCUUAUAUUGAAUCAAAUGCUGGCGAACAUCACAAUAGUUUCAGCCAUAUUUGAUAUUUUCCACAAUAUUGAACAGCUGUUAUGGCAUCUUCUGGCUUUUAUUUUGAAAAGAAAAUGUAUACAGGAUUGUCUUGGCUGUGGAGGCAGCCCUUGUCCAUAUUUGGGAGGAUACUGUAGGACAAUUGGCCUGAUGUAGCAGCAUGCACGCAGCUCUUCAAACAUACUGACUUGGUUUCUAAGAACCCCAGCUCACCAAUUUGGCAGCUGAGUCAGGACCUAUUGGGGAACAUAUGGGAACAUCUGUAAGCUGACACGUCGGUUUCUGCAUAACAUAGAUGAUGUGUUUGGAAUCUGCUUAUUUUAAAGUGUACCUAUAUGUUUUAAGUACAAGUUAGAACAUAAUUAUUUCACACAUAAUUAAUCUUAAAAUCUGUUGCAAGCUGAAGUUACAGACUUUCAUGGGAGAGUCACGAGUUCAGGUACUUAAACUUAGUAAGUAUGAACCUUCAGUGUGUCUGACUCCAAAAUUGUAAUUCUAAAAAAAUUUGAACACUUAAUAAGUAUUCAGUUGACAUUUUUUAUCAAAGUGUUAGUGCAACAGACACAGUAUGAAGCAAGACUUUAUGUAAAUGAUCUAACAGUCUGAGUUGUGAGUUUGGGGUUCAUGCCUCACUAACUAACACUCUGGUUCAUCUCCGACCAGGACCACUUGUUCUCCAAUCAGUAUGUGUUUCUCAGUGCUGUAGAGAGCUUUGACUUCUGUCAUCCAUAGUGUAAUCUAACCAACAGGCUAUGCAGUAACUCAUUCUGGAUUUAUUUAACACCUUCACCUUCCUCUCUAACGCUACCAGAGGUGAUUUGUUUGUAAAUGUUUUUCAAAAAAUAUGCAACCCUUGUAGUUUCCCCCUCGUAGAAAUCCUGUUUGAAUCUUGACGGAGAGAGUUUCUCCUCCUAAAGUUUGUCCUGCUGAUUAAAUGUUAACACUAUUUAAGGUGGACGCUCGCAAACAGGAUGUUUUGGGCUGAAUUUUGCGCCAAAAUGAGCGUGUGAAGCAUGUGAUCUGUGUGACCUUAUCAUGCUAAAAAGGUCAUUGAAAUCAUGCAGUACAUAAAAGUAAUGUGAUGAUAGUUCAGACGUAUCUUUAAUCCUGUGAGUUUAGGGUAGACUUUAACCUGUAAACACCUUAUUGCUUGUGGAACGUUUUCUUGCCCAAAUUUGCUAAAAUUCUCCUUCACUGGUUGGUAAUCUGGUGGAACAUCCUGUUGUGUGAACGCGUCCGGCCUUUAAACUGUCCUCUGAAAAGCUUGACCGGCAGGACGGACCUUUUCACCCUUGUGUAUUUGAUUGUACAGAGAUUUUGUAAAUAAUAUUAAUAAGAUAUAUUCUACACCAGCAAUCUGUCUGUUGAUGAAGUUAUUUCAGCUGAUCGGGGUUUCCCAAACACAACCCGGCACUUCAUUUACAAUCCAAACGCAGACAGAAGACUCAGCGAGACAAACAACUGUCCUCGUUUUCCAACAUCAGAGUAUUCACAAACAAGUAAUUGUUAACGUCUUUUUGGGACAUGAUUAAUGAGAUUUCCUCAUUAGGAUUCAACACAACUGUAGAUGUUUUUUUUCUGUGAUUUAAAUAAAAUUUUGGCCGCAAUUAGAAUUUUUCCAUUUACUGUAGCCAGUUUUGGCCCAUUUUGCUUUGAUUUAGAGAUUAACCAUGUUGGUCAUACUCACUCUGAAUGGAAGUCCAGGUGUUUUCUGUCUGCUGGAUUUCAGUUUCAGUGCCGGUCGUUCACAGCAGCUCCUCUAGGAUCUGGACUUGAGUGUGACAUUUUUGGGAAGCCCAGUGCUGGUUGUUGGCGUCAGUUCUGCUGCUGCUUUUAACUCUGGUUUGAAAAUGGAAAGGGUUAAAAAUGGAAGAAGAAGAAGAAGAAAAAAAAAAGACAGUUUAAAAAAUGAAACGGCUCCCUGCCUUGUGCAAUGCGUAUGUACUGAAGUGAAGAGAUUUUUUUUUUCUAAAGGAAUUAAACUAAAACUGGAUGAUA